UUUUUUUUUUGUUAGUUUUUGGUCAUUAAUCUAUUUUCUGUUUUACUCACAAAUUUGAAGAUUAUAAUUAAAAGAUCAUGCAACGAGUAAUAGGUUGAGCCAAAUAAUUUUUUUUUCAAGUGUCACAUCAUGAUAUCACAGAAUCGUUUCUAAUAGAAAAUCCUUGGCUAAAAACAUAGUAGAAGCAAGUUUCUGAUUAUGAGCAAUCAGUACCAAUCUUUGAACAUAGAAAAUAUGUAAACAAACUCAGUGCUUGUCUUUUUUAUAAUAUACCUUUUUCACUGCUAACACAACCAUUGUCGACUGCAAUGCUUGCUACGAAGUAUCGUUUCUCUAACAAGUUAAUGAAAACAAAAAACCUGGAUUAAUGUCAUUUGAAAUUGUAUUCUGCGAAUUUCAAUGUGUCAGGUUGACAACUGAACUUUUAUUUCGUAAAUUUUGAAAAUUGAGAUAUAAGUAACUUUGAGCUUAGCUCCUGUAGAUGUUAGUAAAAAUAAUUCAUUUCCACUUUACUCUCCUUGGAUGGACCAGUCCAAAUCAAAUUGGUUGUCUAUUGCAUCCAUUGCUUGUGUCUAUCGCACAAAAAGGUUGUACAAGAACUAUCCCCCAAAUUGAAACAAUUUUCCACUAAUACUAUUGACGAUAAAAAUACGUAUCUGUACAAUUUUCAAACUUGACAUCUCUAUACCUGCUUGCGCCCUACCAUGCGCUGAUUGGCUGAACCACCAAAAAUCCUAAAACAGUUGGGCUGAAUGUGGUGUCAAAAGCAGCUGAAACAGCUGUGUCGUCCAACGCCUGAAAUGUCAAAAUAUGGACAGUCGCUCAUUGCGCUUCCUUGGUGAUAGACACAAGCGUUAAUUUGAGUUUGUCAACAGGCAACUAAAUAUUUAAAGAUUUGUAAAAUGAGUUGGAAACGUCAAAUCGAAUAAAAUAUUGCAAUAUAUAAUGUUAGUAGUGAAAAAAUUUUUACACACCUCGUUUGAGUAGGCCAUUAUUGGCCUCAAGCGUUAUGUCCUUUGUCGCUACGGGCCUCAGGUUAUAACAGUGCUCGCCCAAUAAUGGUCCACUUCUAAAACUAGGUAAUGUACUGUUAAUUUGACCAUACCAUAAUGAAUUGGCUCACUAGCGCCUAGAAGUUUGAGCCUGUGCUCAUCAUUUCCUAUGUUUUAAUCGGUACAAGUUGUGGGUGAGAAAAAACAUGCUUCUGAAAGUGUUUUCCGUGAUUCAAAUUGCCCUUAGUCGUGCUAAAAACGCAAUCGGCGUGACCGGUGGUCCCUAAAAUGCUUGAAUAUGAACAACAAAACCCUCCCCCGUGUUAGGUGGUGGAAUGCGACAUCGUGCGCAACUACGGUUUCGUACAUCUGGAGUCGUCGGGCGACGUGAACGACGCGGUGAAAGAACUGAACGGCACGAUGGUGGACGGCCAGCCGAUGAAGGUGCAACUAUCUACGAGCCGUGUUCGGCAACGACCCGGCAUGGGAGAUCCUGAGCAGUGUUACCGGUGCGGUAGAGGCGGGCACUGGUCCAAGGAGUGCCCGAAAGGCAUGGGACCAGAUCGGUUCCGCGAUCGGAUGUUCCCCAGGGAUCCGUAUCCGCCUCCGCCACCGCCCCCAGCCUUCCUUAGGGAUAGGAUCAUGGGACGAUUCGAGGAUAGCUACGACAGCUACUACGACCGUCGCUACGAUGACUCCCGCGACUUGUACGAGCGCCGUUACAGCGCGUUGGGUAGAGACGGCGGCUCGCGCGGUGGUAGCGGACGCGAUUUCAUGCCGCCGCCCCCGAUGCCCCCUAGGCGCGAACCGCUACCCCCAAUGCCGAGUAUCGGGUUGAGGGGCGCCAGCAGCCUACGCGACACAGCGCUCGGUAGCAGGAGCUCAGAUUACGGGAUGUUUAGCCGAAGGUCGCCGCCUCCCCCACCGGCCGGUAUCAGGAGCAGCAGGAUGUACGAGGACUUCAGCAGGGAUUCAUUCGACGAUAGGAGGCCUGGACUAAGAGGACCUUCACCACCUAGAAGAUACGCACCAUAUUAAGAGUAAACCGCAAUUUUGCGAAGCAAUCAUUUUAAAGAUGCCCUUUUCUUUAUCCAUCUGUUAAAAAGAUAUUGAUGGUUGACAUACCUCACUAUCAACUAUUUUGACAGAUACGCAAAGGUCAACACCGCGCCUCGUAUGAUCCCAUUGUUCACUUUUCUUUUAUUCCACUAGAUCAGCAGUUUUACAUGUUUGUGAUGGGGGUUUUAAUCCUCAUUCUUUUAAUUCAUUGAUUAGUGCUUUAAUUUUGUUGAAUAACAAAAGAUUUGGGCUUACGUUCUUAUGUGGAGCGAUAUAUUAACGGAAGUGGCGGAAUUAUUUUGCACGAGAGAAAUGUCUCUCAUAUUUAACUUUUCUAUAAUAUAAACUUAGGAUAUGACUAUUAAGUAUUUUGUUCGAAUGUGAAAUUGUGUUUUUAUGUGAAUUAUAAACCAGAUAGUGAAAUAGACGGUUAUAGGUAAAUACAUUUUGUGUUAUUUCUCAAUACAUCGGCUACCUUGGGCGCAUUUAGAGUUUGAAGUGCUUUCAAGUGCACUGCACAAACAGCAUAGCAUGGCUGACGUUGCUAGAUGGCCGAUACUUCCAGUAAGGGCAGGAAAAAGUUAUCGUUAUCUAAUGGGUGUGGACGACGAACUAAUUGCAUGGGCCUGGAUUAGUUUCCAAUUUGUAAAGAGAAUUGUUAGGAUAAAUGAGUAACUUAAAAUUCGAGUGUCGCAAAUAUCUCACAAAAAAGAACCCUCAGAUGAAAACGAUUCUUGAGAGAAUGGUUGAGUUCUAUGCGUAUGAUCGUAGUACACAAUAAAAUGUUGGUCAAAACAGUUUCGAUAUGGGGGCGUGAAUCCAUAGAAUACGAUCCCAGAACUGGAAGAACCAAAACGACAACAAAUGAAAUUUCUCAAAGAGUUGAAACCCUGGUUCUGGAAGAUCGUCGUGUGAGGGUGUAUUUCAUUGGUAUGGCAUUGAAUGCUCUGGAACUCUGCGUAGUAACCAUCUUGCACGACAAUUUGGAUAUGCGUAAAGUCAGCCAGGUGGGUUCCACGACUGUUGACACCUGAAAAAAAAUGCGCAGGUUGGACAUUUCAGAAAGUUACUGAAAAGUUUGACCAACAACUUUUUGGCACAAAUUGUUCCAAGUGACGAGACUUGCGUGCGUCAUUAGGGAUCCUGAGACAAAAACAGAAUCCAAGCAGUGGAUUCUGCUGGAAGAUUGAUGGCAACAGUCUUUUCUGGCAUCAGGGACUACAAUAAAUGCUGACGUUCUAUGCGAACGCGCUGAGAAAUUUCCGUAAAGCAAUCAACCGGUAGAGACCUGUUGUGGUAUUACGUAAAAACGACAAAAUACUGCGAACUCGUCAAAAGCGUCAAUCUACAGAGGAAUGACUCGACCACACGACACGCUUAAGCAUGCAUUGUUGGUUGCAGAAAACCAAGUAGUGUUUAUCACGCAGAUGUGAAAGAAAAAAAGUUGGUUGAGUAGCAAGAUCGCAAUCUGGAUGAUUGUGUGUAUUGGUCUGCAUGUGUAUAAAAUCAGUGACAUUUGCUAUGGUGAAAAAAUUAUUACUGAAUAUGCUGCCAAUGAAGUAUACUAAGUGACAUAUAAAUCCGAACACCCAGUUUAAAUGGUUUUAUUUUAGUAAAAGUUGGUGAAUGUAUUUAUCUUAC
Acanthoscelides obtectus is the source of this 3692-nucleotide messenger RNA. The record is from the annotation of a GenBank genome assembly. NCBI's taxonomy places the organism in Eukaryota, Metazoa, Arthropoda, Insecta, Coleoptera, Chrysomelidae.